Striga hermonthica is the source of this 1494-nucleotide messenger RNA. Lineage: Eukaryota; Viridiplantae; Streptophyta; Magnoliopsida; Lamiales; Orobanchaceae. The record is from the annotation of a GenBank genome assembly.
AUGGCCGCCCCCGCCGCCUCGCCCCGCCGCCUCGACCUCCCUACCCACACCGCCCCCUCGACCUCCUUCCGCUGGAACGGCGUCAGGCCCCUCCCCCUCCUCGCCUGCGCCGCCGUCGGCCUCCUCCUCCGAUUCGCCGUCCCCAGGCCCUCAGCCGUCGAGCCCAAGGCCUGGUCCCUCCUCGCCAUCUUCAUCGCCACCGUCGCUGGACUCAUCCUCAGCCCCCUCCCCGUCGGCGCCUGGGCGUUCGUCUGCCUCACGCUCACCGUCGUCACCAGGACACUAACCUUCGCCGCAGCCUUCUCCGCCUUCACCAACGAGGUCAUUUGGCUGAUUGUCGCCUCCUUCUUUCUCUCCAAGGGGUUCGUGAAGACGGGGCUCGGGGACAGGGUCGCCAUGUUCUUCGUCAGGUGGCUCGGGAAGAGCACGCUGGGGUUGUCGUACGGCCUGGUUCUCGGUGAACUCGCGAUUUCUCCGGGAAUGCCGAGCUCCACGGCCAGGGCCGGUGGAAUUUUUCUGCCAAUUAUUAAGUCUUUGGCUCUGGGCGUCGACAGUAAGCCCAAGGACCCGUCGUCUAGGAAGCUUGGAGCUUUCUUAAUUCAAUCCCAAAAUCAGUGCAACAACUGCACAAGUGCUCUUACUCUGACGGCGGCAGCUCAAAACUUGUUGUGCAUCAAAUUAGCUCAAAGUCUUGGGGUUGACGUUCCGAACCAAUGGGUCACUUGGCUCAAGGCGUCUUGUGUGCCGGCUCUUAUUGCUCUUUCAGUAACUCCAAUAAUUGUAUAUAAGAUAUAUCCCCCUGAGAUGAAAGUCACCCCUGAUGCUCCUGCAUUGGCGAAAAGAAGAUUGGAGCAGAUGGGUCCAAUGAAGAGGGAUGAGUGGAUCAUGAUAGGAACCUUGCUUCUGACUAUUGCAUUAUGGAUUGCUGGACAAGCUCUCAACAUGCCAAGCGUUGUAGCUGCCAUGAUAGGCCUAUCUGUACUCUUGCUGUGUGGAGUACUCAAUUGGGAUGACUGCUUGAGUGAGAAACAAGCAUGGGACACCUUGGCUUGGUUCGCGGUCCUAAUCGGCAUGGCUACCCAACUCACUACUCUUGGGGUCGUGCCAUGGAUGUCCAAGUCUGUGGCUGGCUUUCUUAAAUCAAUCUCGGUUGGCAGGUUUGGUGCAUUCGGCAUCCUCCAGACUUCUUAUUUCUUCAUCCACUAUUUGUUUGCCAGUCAAACAGCUCAUGUGGGUGCUCUGUACUCUGCCUUUCUUGGUAUGCACCUUGCGUCGAGAGUUCCGGGUCUGUUGGCUGCAUUGGCUUUGGCUUACAACACAAACCUUUUUGGCGCAUUGACUCAUUAUAGUAGUGGUCAAGCUGCUGUUUAUUAUGGAGCCGGUUAUGUAGACCUUUGUGAUGUGUUUGUAUUGGGUAUAGCAAUGGGUCUAAUACAAACCGUGAUAUGGGCGUUAGUCGGAGCUGCAUGGUGGAAAAUUUUGGGACUUUAUUGA